Mangifera indica (mango) is the source of this 2827-nucleotide messenger RNA. Its product is annotated as conserved oligomeric Golgi complex subunit 7. Gene Ontology annotation, biological process: retrograde vesicle-mediated transport, Golgi to endoplasmic reticulum; intracellular protein transport; Golgi organization. The record is from RefSeq and is a predicted model, not a curated record. Lineage: Eukaryota; Viridiplantae; Streptophyta; Magnoliopsida; Sapindales; Anacardiaceae. The transcript is spliced from 10 exons. Gene Ontology annotation, cellular component: COG complex. Bases 148 to 2661 code for a protein of 837 amino acids.
GUUUUGACCAUUCCAAUUGGCCCCCUCACUCUCAUAUUCCAUACAACAAGCAAAAAGCUCGAAAGGAAAAGAAAAAAAAAAAAAAAUCCACAAUCUGUAAGGAACGGACUCGAGUUCCCUGGCUGGAUCAGACUCAAAUCAGUAGGCAUGAUGCUGGAUCUAGGUCCGUUCUCGGACGAGAAAUUCGACCCGAAGAAAUGGAUCAACUCGGCGUGUCAGACUCGGCACUCUCAGGACUCUCUCGACAAUCACCUGGUGGAUCUCGAGAUGAAGCUCCAAAUGGUCUCCGAAGAAAUCGCUGCUUCUCUUGAGGAGCAGAGUGCAGCCGCUCUUCUCCGUGUGCCUCGCGCCACAAGAGACGUCGUCCGCCUUCGUGACGACGCCGUGUCGCUCCGUGGUUCCGUCUCCGGAAUUCUCCAGAAGCUCAAGAAGGCUGAGGGAUCCUCUGCAGAGUCAAUAGCGGCCUUAGCGAAAGUUGAUACUGUCAAGCAAAGAAUGGAAGCUGCUUACAAGACAUUGCAGGAUGCUGCCGGGUUAACUCAAUUAAGUUCAACCGUCGAGGAUGUGUUUGCUAGUGGUGAUCUUCCUCGGGCCGCAGAAACCUUGGCCAAUAUGAGGCAUUGCUUGUCAGCUGUUGGAGAGGUUGCUGAAUUUGCAAACAUAAGGAAGCAACUUGAGGUUUUAGAGGAUAGACUAGAUGCAAUGGUGCAACCUCGUCUCACAGAUGCUUUAUCAAAUCGCAAGAUUGAUAUUGCCCGAGAUUUGCGGGGAAUUCUCAUUCGAAUUGAGAGAUUCAAGUCUCUAGAGCUGCAUUAUACCAAAGUUCACUUAAAGCAUAUAAAGCAGCUCUGGGAAGAUUUUGAAUCAAGACAACAUGCCAGUAAAGCCGCAAACGAGAAGAACGAGCUUGAAAGACUCUCUAGUAAUAACGAGUUUCAAUCAAAUUUGCCGUCAAUUUCUUUUUUCAGUUGGUUGCCAAGUUUCUAUGACGAAUUGCUCCUGUAUCUUGAACAAGAAUGGAAGUGGUGUAUGGUUGCUUUUCCAGAUGAUUACAGAACUCUUGUUCCAAAGCUGCUAAUCGAGACAAUGGGUGUAGUGGGGGCAAGCUUUAUUUCACGUAUUAACCUUGCUACUGGAGAUGUUAUUCCUGAAACUAAAGCACUGGCUAAAGGUAUAUUGGAUAUUUUAACUGGAGAUAUGCCAAAGGGCAUCAAGCUGCAGACUAAGCAUCUAGAGGCCUUAAUUGAAUUACACAAUAUGACGGGUACCUUUGCAAGGAAUAUUCAACACUUAUUUUCAGAAUCGGAUGUCCGUAUUUUAGUGGAUACAAUGAAAGCCGUAUACUUUCCUUAUGACACUUUUAAACAGAGGUACGGACAGAUGGAGCGCUCUCUCCUUUCCUCUGAGAUUGCAGGGGUAGAUCUGAGGGGUGCUGUUACUCGUGGUGUUGGAGCCCAGGGUAUUGAACUCAGUGAGACAGUGAGAAGAAUGGAGGAGUCUAUUCCUCAAGUUAUUGUACUUCUUGAAGCAGCAGUAGAGAGGUGCAUAAGCUUUACAGGUGGUUCUGAGGCUGAUGAGCUAAUUCUUGCACUUGAUGACAUAAUGUUACAGUACAUUUCCACCCUGCAAGAACUCCUCAAGUCAUUAAGAGCUGUCUGUGGAGUUGAUGUUGGUGAUGGUGUUAGUUCAAAAAAGGAGAUGAGUGUGGAUAAAAAGGAAGGAACUCAAAUUGCAAGGAAAGUUGACAUAUCAAAUGAGGAGGAAUGGUCCAUUGUACAAGGGGCUCUGCAAAUACUCACUGUUGCAGAUUGUCUAACAAGCAGGUCCUCAGUCUUUGAAGCUUCUUUGAGAGCAACCCUUGCUAGACUGAGCACUACAUUGCCCCUUUCAGUAUUUGGUUCAAGUUUGGACCAAAAGCAGUCACAUGUGGCCAGUGUUGAUGGAAAUGGGGAAUUGUCCACAGCAGCAAGGGCUGCCUUGGAUGUUGCAGCUGUGAGGCUCAUUGAUGUUCCUGAGAAAACUAGGAAACUCUUUAACCUUUUAGAUCAGUCUAAAGAUCCUCGGUUUCAUGCUCUCCCUCUUGCAUCUCAGAGAGUUGCAGCAUUUGCUGAUGCAGUGAAUGAACUUGUUUAUAAUGUCCUCAUAUCUAAAGUACGACAACGCUUCAGUGAUGUGUCUCGCUUGCCGAUCUGGUCCUCAGUAGAGGAACAAAGUGCCUUUCAUCUCCCAACCUUUAGUGCAUACCCACAAUCUUACGUGACUAGUGUUGGUGAGUAUUUGCUUACUUUACCCCAACAGUUGGAGCCGCUAGCUGAGGGCAUUGCUACCAGUGAUGUCAACAAUGAGGAAGCCCAGUUCUUUGCAACUGAAUGGAUGUUCAAGGUUGCAGAGGGUGCCACUGCUCUGUACAUGGAGCAGCUGCGCGGCAUUCAGUAUAUAACAGAUCAUGGAGCACAGCAACUUUCAGUUGAUAUCGAGUACUUGAGUAAUGUGCUUUCUGCUCUAUCAGUGCCGAUUCCUCCGGUUCUGGCCACAUUUCACACUUGCCUUUCCACCCCAAGGGAUCAGCUUAAAGAAAUAUUGAAAUCAGAUUCAGGAAACCAGCUUGAUCUUCCAACGGCGAACCUUGUAUGUAAGAUCCGGCGUGUGAAUUUAGAUUAGAAAUUUCCAUCUAACAAAAUUUUGAUUUUGGAAUCGAUUAUAGUCUCCUCAAAAUCGUUACCUCUGUUUGGUUCCUUUCUCAUCAGAAUUUGAUGUUUUGCAUGAUUUACUCUGUAUGAUAUUACGAAUGAUUCUACACAAUAAAGAUGUUCCCAAUUUGAGUGUA